Messenger RNA from Hirsutella rhossiliensis, 1110 nucleotides. RefSeq names its product fic/DOC family domain-containing protein. Lineage: Eukaryota; Fungi; Ascomycota; Sordariomycetes; Hypocreales; Ophiocordycipitaceae. The record is from RefSeq and is a predicted model, not a curated record. The transcript has 2 exons. Bases 1 to 1110 code for a protein of 369 amino acids.
AUGAGUUCCCUCGACGACGCAAAUCCCCUCGACGACGCAAGUCCCUCGCCGAACAAUUUCCCGACCUCCGCCCCGAAGAUGCAUAAUUUUCCCUCCAGCCUCGGCAAGACCUUCGCAGCCGGGUGGCCUUCUUGGCGCAGCACUCGUGGUGAUCCAAGCUUCACAAUCCGCUUGGCAGAGCAGCUGAAGGAUGAGGCGGCAAAGUCUCACCUCCCAGAGGAUCCUGCCACCAUCAUUCACGAGUUUCGCAAGGAGUGCCAGCGAAGAGGUAUGGCCGCGUUUAACGAAGUGUGGAGCGAGCUCGAGAACGCCCUCAUCACGCUUGUCUACAGCUCCAACCUGAUCGAGUUGUCUGGGCAAGAUCUGCAAAUCACCACCAGAAUUUGCCAAGAUGUGUUUCGCGGCAAAGCAGUUAACCCAAACAUUCCCGAGUCCGAGUCCGACCCCGAGUACCAGCGGCAUCUCGGAAACCUGCUUAAGACGCAUCGGAGGGGCGACAUGCCAAAUAUCAUUCGGUCUCGCCUGGAGGUAAUCAACCAUGCCAAAGCACUUGGCUACAUGAUUGAUCGAGUGGCGCUGGACAACGAACUACUGUCCGAGGAUUUGAUUCUCGAAACCCAUCGCAUUUUAUUCGAGGGUCUCACUCUCGACGGGGACAUCAAGCCGGGCGUUUAUCGCGACCACGAAGUGGCCGUAUGCUACAGCAAGCCCGGCGAGAAGAAAAAGAAGAGCGUGUGCAUACGAGCAAUGGCCGUGCCGGGCUACAUGAGACAGAUGGUGGACCAUCUUAACGACGAUAUCGCCAUGGCUGAGGCGGCGGCCGAAAUUGAUCCAUACACCUUGGCGGCGCGCUAUCACCACCAGUUCGUCAUGAUUCACCCUUUCGGAGACGGCAAUGGCCGCCUAACACGCAUUAUCCUAAACGUCAUCUUGCUCAAAUACGCCGGGCACCUGACAGCGUUUGGGAGUGAAGGCAACGAGAAAGACGAUUACCUGCACAUCGUGCGUAGAGGGCACAAAGCCUUUAACGACGAGGACAUGGAGGUUGAAUUUCACGAGCAGACAUCCCAUCACGAAUUUGCGCGAGGCAAGGACGAAACGCCUGCUUGA